Messenger RNA from Lactuca virosa, 780 nucleotides. The record is from the annotation of a GenBank genome assembly. NCBI's taxonomy places the organism in Eukaryota, Viridiplantae, Streptophyta, Magnoliopsida, Asterales, Asteraceae.
AUGAUAAUAGUUAUGGAUGAUUUGGAUAUGCAUGACAUCGAAAACAAUCAUCUCGAUGAAGAAAAUCAUCAGUUCGGUUCUAAUGAUUCAGAGAUUCUUCAUAACGAGGAAAAUCAAUCGGAAACCCAAGAAAAUCAUCAAUUCAGUUAUGGUGAUUCAGAGAUUCUGCAUUAUGAUGGAAAUCAAUCAGAAAUCCAAGUUCAAAGUGACAAUGUUGAGGCACAAUAUGGCUCUUGCAAACAAUUCAUUGGAGCUUUCGGUUCUUUCUUUUGUAUUCCAGAGGUUGAAGCUAGUUGGCUAGCUCCUAUGGGUUUAAUUUUUAAAGAUAUCAAAGAUGCUAUUAAGUGGUAUAAAGGAUAUGCAUUAAGAUCUGGUUUUGAUAUUAGAAAAUCAACAGAGAGGAAAAAUAGUGGAAUCACAACUUCGAAAUAUUUUAUAUGCAAUAGAGGGGGAUUGCCAAACACUUCUACCUUAGACACGAUUAGUGAUGAUCAUAACAAGCAAUUGAGAAAUAGUAAUUGUAAACGCACAAAUUGCAAAGCUUUUGUUGCAUUCAAAGUUAUACCACAUUCUUUAGAAGUUUACUUGUGGCGCUUUGAACAACAUCACAACCACAAAUUGAUCAAUCAAGAUUGUAUGCAUCUUUCAAGAGCUAAACGUCAGUUGGAUGUUGUUGAUCAAGCUUUUAUACAUAAGCUUUCGAGUGAAAAGGUGGGGGCAACUACAGAUAGAUUGGAAAAUUUUUACAAGGGAUAUAAAUUUUCACAUUGGGGGCACUGA